CUUUCUUCCCCAAUAAUGGUAAUCUGAACAGUGCCACAGAAAAACCAGUAUUUUAUUUUAUUUAAGAAAAAAGAUUAUUUCAAAAUAGCAAUUGGAUGCGACUGUGACUGAUGAGAGAGUCUCUCUCUUUCUUCUUCGAACGGAAUUCCGAAAGUCCGUGUUCUUCUCCUUACUUCCCCCUAAAAAAGGAAAAAUCCGUGUUCUUUGCAAAGUUUUCACUUUUGGAUCCUUGUGUUCUUUGCAAAAAGCUUCAACUUCUCAGUUUUUGGGGUUUUUCUGUUUGGCUUCCGAGAAAAUCCAGCCUCAAGUUUUGUGCUUUACUGUUCUCAGGAUUUGGUAUGCAAGUGAGUGAUUUUCGUUGUUAAGAUGUUUCGGUAGCCUCUGAAUUAUCUGCAUUGCAAGUAUUAGUACCUGGUAUGGGGUGCACAUUUCAAUUUCCUAAGCUAUGCAAUAUAGAAUCCCGGAGCCGCAGGUGGCUUUUACUUUUGGGGGUACUGUCUGUUACUUAUUUAGCAUUUCAGUCGCUGUUGCUUCCCUAUGGAAUCGCUCUUCGGUCUCUAUUGCCACAGAGUAAGGAUACAUUGCAAGUCAAAGGUAGCGUCCUCGCUGUUCAUUCUUCUGCCAAGUCCAUGAUGGUUCGCAAUCCUCUAACGGUAAAUACUUCAGAUUCAAUUGAUGUUUCUAUGUUUGGAGGAGAAAUUAGGCAGGGUACUGAACCAACGGGAAAGGAUGUAUAUAAGGAAAUUGAUUUAAUGUUAGAAGAAAAAGAAAUAGACAAUAAUUUUGAAAGUGACGUUGAUCGAAAUGUAGAUGAUGAUUUUCCGUCUGAGAAUGUUGUAGUCAUAAAUGAAAGUCUAGCAUUAGUCAGCAUUAAGAAUCGAGAAAAUGUUACUGUUUUGGACAAGGCUGAUGAAACUAGGUAUGGCUUCCAUUUGGAGAAGAUUGUGUUACCGAACUCUGAAAUUACUAGCGUGGGUGCUUCAAAAGAAAAUUCAACCGUGACAGCGAAAAAAUUUGAUACUGCUUUUCCAUCGUCUCCAGUCAUUUUACCUGCAGUGAAUUUGUUAGAAAAUAGAAGCACUUCUGUUGGUUCUAUUCCUUGAAAAGGGUUGUUGUGGCUUCAAAAAAUGGUUUAGUGAUGGCCAGACCUGGAAAGAAGAAGAUGAAGAGUGAUUUGCCACCAAAGUCGAUAACAUCAAUAUCUGAGAUGAAUCGUAUACUAGUGCGGAAGCGUGUUUCUUCUGAUUCACCAAAACCACGAUGGCCCUCUGUACGUGACCAGGAGAUUCUAGCUGCGAAGUCACGGAUCGAGCGUCCUCCUAUUGCAAUAAAUGAUCCAGAACUUUAUGCUCCUCUCUUUAGAAAUGUUUCCAUGUUUAAAAGGAGUUAUGAACUUAUGGAACGCACACUGAAAAUAUAUAUCUACAAGGAGGGAAAAAAGCCGAUCUUUCAUCAACCAAUACUCAAGGGAUUAUAUGCUUCAGAAGGAUGGUUCAUGAAACUGAUGAAGGGAUAUAAGCGCUUUCUUGUGAAGGAUCCACGCAAGGCUCAUCUGUUUUAUAUGCCAUUUAGUUCGCGGAUGCUAGAGUACGCUCUAUACGUACGGAACUCUCACAACCGUACAAACCUACGCCAAUUUCUGAAGGAAUAUUCUGAAACAAUUGCAGCAAAGUAUCCUUAUUUUAACAGAACUGGUGGGGCAGAUCAUUUUCUUGUUGCUUGUCAUGACUGGGCUCCAUAUGAAACAAGGCACCACAUGGAACUCUGCAUCAAGGCGCUUUGCAAUGCUGAUCUAACUUCUGGCUUCAAAAUAGGAAGGGAUGUGUCUCUUCCAGAAACAUAUGUUCGUUCAGCAAGAAAUCCCCUUAGAGAUCUUGGAGGCAAACCUCCUUCUCGGAGGGAGAUUCUUGCCUUUUAUGCUGGAAAUAUGCAUGGCUACUUACGUCCAAUUCUGCUGGAGCACUGGAAGGACAAAGACCCCGAUAUGAAGAUCUUUGGUCCAAUGCCUCCUGGUGUUGCAAGCAAAAUGAAUUACAUCCACCACAUGCAGGACAGCAAAUACUGUAUAUGCCCCAAGGGUUUCGAGGUCAACAGCCCGCGAGUGGUUGAAGCAAUAUUUUACGAGUGUGUACCUGUGAUCAUAUCUGACAACUUUGUGCUGCCAUUUUUCGAGGUUUUGGAUUGGGGGGCAUUCUCUGUAAUUCUCGCAGAGAAAGACAUUCCAAAGUUGAAAGAGAUACUUGUUUCGAUACCAGAAGAGAAGUAUCUUCAGCUGCAACUAGGGGUCAGGAAGAUUCAAAAACAUUUUCUGUGGCAUCCUAAACCCCUCAAGUAUGAUCUCUUCCACAUGACACUUCAUUCGAUUUGGUACAACCGAGUUUUUCAGAUAAAACUCCGGUAAGUUUUGCUGAAUUUUCCCAACAAGCAGAGGUGGAGAUGCUAGCUCAUGAAAUAGAAAUGAGGCGGUUUCCGGUCGCUUUUUAUUCUCCCUGUGAUGUUGUAGAAAUAGUCUGUUUAAAUGCUACACCAAGAAAUAACUGUGAGUAAAGUUUUUCUUCUGUUUUGCCAGUUUCA
Molecule: messenger RNA, 2574 nt
Organism: Pyrus x bretschneideri (Chinese white pear)
Lineage: Eukaryota; Viridiplantae; Streptophyta; Magnoliopsida; Rosales; Rosaceae
Product: probable glycosyltransferase At5g03795
Exons: 5
Coding region: 1139-2401 (420 amino acids)
Molecular function (GO): glycosyltransferase activity
Source: RefSeq, a predicted model, not a curated record